This is a messenger RNA of Racocetra persica, 168 nucleotides long. The record is from the annotation of a GenBank genome assembly. NCBI's taxonomy places the organism in Eukaryota, Fungi, Glomeromycota, Glomeromycetes, Diversisporales, Gigasporaceae.
AUGGAAUCUAAAUCUUCACUCUUAGGAAUCUUCUUAAUUGCCUGCUCAGAAAUCUUGACCUAUUCUAUGGCUUUAGCCUCGCCAUUGGUUAAAAGGGCCUCUCUAUGUAAUGCUAUCUGUGUUGGUCAUUGUGAUACCUGCGCGUUUGUUAGUUCGAAUUGUACUGAU